AUGGAGAGUCAAGGGAAUAGCAAGAACUGUUCGGAACACUUCAACGAAGACCUCAAAGGGUUCUGCAAAGACUGAUUUGCUGGUAUUUGUUUCAGGUGAGCCAUCGGCAAGCACAGAAACCAUAAUAUCGUCAUGCUUGACGAGAUUGACGGUGGAGACUUGAGUACCCAAAUAGAUCUUUUUGACAACAAACUGUCGAGCAUCCGAGACAAAGCCAACAAUUUGCUUGAAAAAGCCCGAAGAUUUGACUCGCAUCACGACAGACUCCCUGACAUUCUGUCCAAAUUCAGAGAAAUCAUCGAGAAAUUUGAGUCUGGGGUUUACAAGAAAAUGAUUGUCGGAGAACUUGAGAAGAACUACAUGCAAGUCAAUGAAAUGGCAGACAAACUAGCAAUCGAGCAAAGUGAAGACACGAGGAUCUUCAAAAUGCCAAUUCUUGAUUCAGAAAACAACGAUGAGCUCGACAUCAAGGACUUUGAAUACAUAAGUAGUAUUAUUGAUGAUAGGCGAGUCCUUAUCAUGAAAUAUGAGCAAAAUCUAAAAAUUCAGAAAACUCUCAUAGCUGAGUAUAAUCAUAUCGACAUUGAUGAACAUAUCAUCGAGUUCUUUCAGAGUCUGUUCAUUGUCAAGAAGAAGCUUACUGACAGAAGGAUCAUCCACUACUUCGAGUGGGGGAACAAGAACAUUCACUUCUAUGAUGUGGUCAACCACAAGCAGACCAAGUAUUUGGUUGACUUCGACAAGUACAUCCCGAAGUUCUGCAGGACAGUUGUGACAGAUCACGGCAGACUCUUCUGCAUUGCUGGCAGACACCAAGACAACAUGUGCUGCAACUGGAUGCUUGAGUACAUCGAAGAGAAGAAGUGACUCGAACACAGAGCUGUCUUGAACGACCCCAGAAGUGACUUCACUGCCAUUUAUGACGGAGAAAUGGACAGAAUUUAUGCCAUCGGAGGCAAUGACGCUAAGAACUUCUACACCAACUGCGAAUACUACGAUGUAAACGAAGACAAGUGGGUUAGAAUCGCAAAUCUCAAUGUGGCCAGAGACUCUGCAGCCUGCUGCAUUUUCAACAGCAGGUACAUCUAUGUGUUCUCAGGUCGAAUCAAGUUCAACCCUAAAGAAAUUACAGAUGUCUGCGAAAUGUAUGACAUCGAGAAGAAGAACUGGGAAAUCAUCAGUCUGAACAAGAAAAACAGAUGGGUCCCUUGUGAUCUCGCAAUGUGCUACCAGAUAAGUCCUACCAACAUUUUGAUAUUCGGAGGAUUCGAUAGACAGAAUAGAACCAACGCAACGUUUGUGUUCAACACAUCUAAGAACACAAUUGAGAGAGCCUCAGAUUUGCCCACAGUCGGAAGUUUCUCAACAAUGGUGUUCCAUAUAGAAGACAAGAACCUCUACACAGUCGGAUGGAACAACACCAAGAAAAAUUUGUACAAAUACUCGAUCUCAGAAGGGCUUUGGUCUCUAGAUGAGGACUUCACAAUUUAGUCUUUGUAAUACUUCUAUAUGUUGAG
Messenger RNA from Moneuplotes crassus, 1517 nucleotides. The record is from the annotation of a GenBank genome assembly. NCBI's taxonomy places the organism in Eukaryota, Ciliophora, Spirotrichea, Euplotida, Euplotidae.